Aureobasidium pullulans EXF-150 is the source of this 1716-nucleotide messenger RNA. Its product is annotated as ammonium transporter-like protein. Bases 1 to 1569 code for a protein of 522 amino acids. The record is from RefSeq and is a predicted model, not a curated record. Lineage: Eukaryota; Fungi; Ascomycota; Dothideomycetes; Dothideales; Saccotheciaceae. Gene Ontology annotation, cellular component: plasma membrane. Gene Ontology annotation, molecular function: ammonium channel activity. The transcript has 6 exons. Gene Ontology annotation, biological process: ammonium transmembrane transport.
AUGAGUGGUACUGGUCCUGGCGAGUCGGACACCAACUACGUCCCACUCGUAGCCUACAAUGGCACCACUGCUACUGGAGGUGAUUCACUGAAUGAUAACUUGAACAUCUUCUAUGAGAGCGGCGAUGUCGCUUUCGUCAUCCUUUGUACCGCCUUAGUCUUCUUGAUGAUUCCGGGUGUAGGAUUCUUCUACUCUGGAUUGGCAAGACGCAAGUCGGCUCUUUCGCUCAUUUGGCUCUCUAUCAUGGCUACUGCAGUUGUCUCCUUUCAAUGGUUCUUCUGGGGCUACUCUCUCGCAUUCUCUCACAAGGCUGGCAAGUUCAUCGGCGCACUUGACAACUUUGGCUUCAUGGAUGUGCUUGCUCAACCCUCUGUCGGCAGCUCAAGAAUUCCUGAUCUCCUGUAUGCAGUGUACCAAGGCAUGUUUGCAGCCAUUACUGUUGCUCUUGCUGUGGGUGCUGUCGCUGAACGUGGCCGCCUCUUUCCUUGCGCCAUCUUCAUGUUCAUUUGGACUACCGUCAUAUACGACCCCAUUGCUUGCUGGACCUGGAACCCUUCAGGCUGGCUGUACAUGCUCGGCGGUCUUGAUUUCGCCGGCGGAACUCCUGUCCACAUUGCCUCUGGCACGGCAGCACUGGCUUAUUCUUUCGUGCUGGGCCAUCGCAAGGGUCAUGGCACUCAUGAGCUCAACUUCCGCCCUCACAACGUAACUCACAUCGUUGUUGGAACCGUUUUCCUGUGGUUUGGAUGGGUUGGAUUCAACGCUGGUAGUGCACUUGCCGCCAAUAUGCGCGCUGUCAUGGCUACUGUGGUCACCAACCUUGCAGCCUCCGUCGGCGGUAUCACUUGGUGUCUCCUGGACUACCGCCUUGAGCGAAAGUGGUCGACUGUCGGCUUCUGCAGUGGUGUGGUGGCCGGACUGGUCGCUAUCACACCUGGGUCUGGUUACGUUCCCGCUUGGGCUGCUGUCGUCUUCGGAGUGGUCGCUGGCAUUGGAUGCAAUUACGCAACGAAGCUCAAGUACCUGAUUAACUGCGACGACGCCCUGGACAUCUUUGCUGUCCAUGCUGUUGGUGGAUUCAUCGGUAACCCCCUUACUGCCCUGUUCGCUGCCGACUACAUAGCCCACCUUGACGGUGUUACAGUCAUCUCUGGUGGCUGGCUCAACCACAAUUACCGUCAGCUUGGAAUUCAAUUGGCUGGCUCAGUUGCAGGUGGCAGCUACUCGUUUGUCGGCUCUUUGAUCAUCCUCUACAUUCUCAAUUUCAUUGGCAAGUAUCUGCCUGUCUUCAGACUUCGCGCUACUCCGGAAGAGGAGGAUCUUGGUAUUGACGAUGUGGAAAUUGGCGAGUUUGCUUACGACUAUGUUGAGGUGAUGCGCGACGUUCAUCACGGCGAGAGCCCAAGCUUGACCAGCGAUGAGCAUGAGAAGCCAUCAACUCCCACCAACUUUGGAUCGCCGGUCAAGCGUUUUGACGAGGGUGGUAUGCAACAUACGCCUCUUGGAGCCAACCCGCCUCCCAUCCAAUACACACCCGAGCCUGUACACCCCGCUGGAAAUUUCGUGUAAAGAAGAUGUUCAUCUGGCGGUAUUGAUUGGAGCCCUGAUUCAGGGAUUAGGGAUUGAGUGUUUGGUCUGCGGGUCAUCUCUGGACAGAAGAAGUUUAUUGAUGGAUAUCUCGUUACAAAACGUGUACUUUACUCGGUAGAUGGGCAC